This is a messenger RNA of Hirsutella rhossiliensis, 684 nucleotides long. RefSeq lists its product as uncharacterized. NCBI's taxonomy places the organism in Eukaryota, Fungi, Ascomycota, Sordariomycetes, Hypocreales, Ophiocordycipitaceae. Gene Ontology annotation, molecular function: rRNA primary transcript binding. Bases 1 to 684 code for a protein of 227 amino acids. The record is from RefSeq and is a predicted model, not a curated record. Gene Ontology annotation, cellular component: ribonuclease MRP complex. Gene Ontology annotation, biological process: nuclear-transcribed mRNA catabolic process, RNase MRP-dependent; maturation of 5.8S rRNA from tricistronic rRNA transcript (SSU-rRNA, 5.8S rRNA, LSU-rRNA). The transcript is spliced from 2 exons.
AUGACCCUGCACCAGCAACAUCACCACCCUCGCCCUCCUUCGUCCUCGCGAGCACCAGCCGCCGACUCUCUCGCCCUCCUCCUCCCCAUUCUCCACGCCUUCAACCACCGUCACCGCAACCAACACCGCGCAUCCCACUGGUGGGCCUCGUUUGGCCUCCUGCGCCGUGCCCUUGGCCGCCUCGCCCACUGCCUCCGCCCACACGUAGACGCCACUCCUCCCGCCUCGGGCCUCGUCGCCCGCGCUCGCUGGCUGCAGAGCCAUGUCGUCCCGAGCGCCUACGUCACAUUCUCCCAAUUGGCUGCCGAUAACCAGCAUGCGCCCUUGGGCCUUUUGCUUCUCGCCGUCUUGGCUCGCACGCAUGCCGUCCUCGCCCACCUUUUACCCUUCGACACGCCGCCGGCCCUGUCCUUGAGUGCUCCAACGCAGCCAUCAAUGCUGGCCCCGUCGGCCGCAGAACCUUCUGCCGCGGAUCACGGCGUUGUCGUCUCUCGUCGAGAACUUCUCCAACCUGAGAAACCCGCCACCUCUAGACCUUUGCACGAGGACCCCGUGGCUGUGAAUACCACGAAGCAAAGCCAUGAUGCCAAGACCGUUAAGGGACAAGCCAAGAGCAAAGCCAAAAAGAGAAGCAAAAUCAAGGAUCAAGAUGCACUGUCUAGUCUCUUCAGCUCACUCGGCUGA